Molecule: messenger RNA, 2744 nt
Organism: Peromyscus californicus insignis
Lineage: Eukaryota; Metazoa; Chordata; Mammalia; Rodentia; Cricetidae
Gene: Insig1
Product: insulin induced gene 1
Exons: 5
Coding region: 129-902 (257 amino acids)
Biological process (GO): cellular response to insulin stimulus; SREBP signaling pathway; cholesterol biosynthetic process
Cellular component (GO): endoplasmic reticulum; SREBP-SCAP-Insig complex
Source: RefSeq, a predicted model, not a curated record
CCACGUGACGCCACCGGCGGCCCGCCUUAUAAGCGGCACCCGCGCGGGGCCGCGGCCGCUCCUGGGCCGUCCGGGCGCGCUACCCGUGGUGUCGUGGCGUGCUCCUCCCACUGUGCGCCUGGCCGCCGAUGCCCAGGCUGCACGACCACGUCUGGAGCUGCCCAAGCGCUGGCGCUGCGAGGCCGUACAGCCUCCCGCGAGGCAUGAUUGCGGCAGCCCGCUGUCCGCAGGGCCCCGGAGCCCCAGAGCCGGCGCCCCGGGGCCAGCGAGCGGGAACGGCAGGAUGCGGCGCGCGGCCCGGCAGCUGGCACCACGACCUGGUGCAGCGGAGCCUCGUGCUCUUCUCGUUCGGUGUGGUCCUGGCCCUGGUGCUCAACCUGCUGCAAAUCCAGCGGAAUGUCACGCUCUUCCCCGACGAGGUGAUCGCCACCAUCUUCUCCUCCGCCUGGUGGGUGCCCCCAUGCUGUGGCACGGCAGCCGCUGUUGUCGGCCUCCUGUACCCCUGUAUUGACAGUCACCUGGGAGAACCACACAAGUUCAAGAGAGAGUGGGCCAGCGUCAUGCGCUGUAUCGCCGUGUUUGUUGGCAUCAACCAUGCCAGUGCCAAAUUGGAUUUUGCCAAUAAUGUCCAGCUGUCCUUGACUUUAGCAGCCCUGUCUUUGGGCCUGUGGUGGACGUUCGAUCGCUCCCGAAGCGGCCUUGGGCUUGGGAUCACCAUUGCCUUUCUAGCUACGCUGAUCACUCAGUUUCUUGUGUAUAACGGUGUCUACCAGUACACAUCCCCAGACUUCCUCUAUAUCCGCUCCUGGCUCCCGUGUAUAUUUUUCUCAGGAGGCGUUACAGUGGGAAACAUAGGGCGACAGUUAGCUAUGGGCGUUCCAGAAAAGCCUCACAGUGACUGAACUUCAGGGCAUGGUUCAGAGCGGAAGCAGGAUGCAGAGACACUGGUCCUGGGUGUGAUGAAGACUCUUUUUCCUCAAUGUCCCAUUUAGACUGGGCUGACGAUGAUAAAUGACUCCUGAAGAAGUGUUCACAUGGUCUAGACUAGCAAACAGAGGCAAGGACUACUGACCUAAAAGUCUUGCUCACCCACCCUCACACCUGUCUGCACUGGAACAUUCCAUCCCAGGCUGUAUGUGAGAGUGGGGCAGGGGGCCAGUUUCCUGAGUAUUAGAUUUCAUUCAUCAUUCAAAGCAAGUUGCCAUAUUUCAAAGCCUUGAAUCAAUGAAUUACCAACCUGCAGUUUUGUGUCAGUGCCCAAAGGGGAGAGGUUGAUGGUGCUUAACAGACAUGAAGUAUGUGUAAUAAGAAUAUUUAUCCAGAAUUAAAAUAGAGGGUUGUGUAAGGGGUGGGAGAGAAGAGCAGCAGUGAGGUGGAGGAAGGUCAUGCUCCCAGUAGGUCCCAGUGCAGCCACAUCUCCAGGGCGUGCUCAGGCAGGUGCUCACAUGUGGGCCUCACCAGUGUGGGAACCAUGCUUUUCCCUGCCAGGGGUUUGUAGACAAUCUUACUGAGAGCCAAGGGCAGCGCAAAGUCAUGAUUCUGCACCGUGAUGCUGGACUUCUCACCUCAAUUUAAAUGAAGUUUUGUCCACGAGCUGGACUAUCUAAGAGUGGGUCGCUGUCUGUGCUGUUUCAGUCAUAAUGAGCCGAAAUUGUUUCUGUCACUCCAGAGUGGAGAGGACUUUUCCACAGCCCUAUGGAGCUUGCAAUCUGUGAUUGCCUUGUAAAAGGUUGAGUGCGCACGUCACUGCGUUAAACACACGGUGUCCUGUAUGCAUUGAAUGGCAUAGACCACGUGGGACCUAAUUUGCAAGUAUUGGGUCUUCGACUUCAAGUGCAAUGUGUAUGAAAACCAAUCUGAGCCUUGUAUUCUCUUAAAUAUUUAUUUUAUUUUAUUUUUUUUUAACCGCGUGAGCUGUUCCAGAGAAGGGUUCUCGGGUCAUUUCAGAGCUGCGUGGAGGCGAGCUCAGCAAUACUUCUGUCAGCUGUGACGCUCCCUCAGUCACACCCUCCACUGCACCCUAGUCCUCUGACAUACUCCAGUUCUGUGAGUUUAGUAAUUUGUACUUAACAAAUUUACUUUUUUUUUUUUUUUUGUAUUCUGCAAUGUAAGUGUUUUUGGUUUGUUUUAAAUUCUAUAGAACUGACUCGAUGAAGCAGAAGUUGGGCCCUAGGCAGGACAGGAGCUUGGUGCCUGUGUGGACAUCUGGGUUUGGGUUCACUCACGUGGUGAUGCUCAUUGGGGUUUUGCUUAUUUUGUUUUGAGGAAAAUGUCUGGAGUAAACUGGUUUUCUGAAACUACUUUGGUUAGGAGAAAAUGGGUUGUUCUGGACUUUGGAGCAACCCUUAAAAUUUCCUGGGAAUAAAAACGAAUGGUUGGUCCUUCGAAGGCAUUCUUCAGCUAAGACUUAAGUGUCUUACGAAAACCACAAGUGACUAGAAGAAGAGCAAGUGAACUUGGCGAUGUACUUGAUCAUAUAUGAUGAGUAUUUUUUUCUCUUAAACUGGAAAUAAAUCUAGUAGAAAUAAUGUAGCCAAAAAAUGUGAAUCCGAAGGAUAUUUUUGCCAAUAGCUUAUAGCAGGUACAUUGAACCAAAGUGAUCGAAUUUGUAAAAAUGGUAAUUAGUACCAACCACAUUCAUUGUCCCCGAUCUGAACACCCAGCGAGGUUCACGUCCAUGCUAACUUUGCAGCAUUGUGUUCUUUUUGCAUUCUUUUUUUACUUUUAUUAAAGGUUCAAAACCA